Erigeron canadensis is the source of this 2145-nucleotide messenger RNA. RefSeq lists its product as uncharacterized. The coding region runs from base 1 to 2145 and encodes 714 amino acids. The record is from RefSeq and is a predicted model, not a curated record. Gene Ontology annotation, molecular function: DNA helicase activity. Lineage: Eukaryota; Viridiplantae; Streptophyta; Magnoliopsida; Asterales; Asteraceae. Gene Ontology annotation, biological process: telomere maintenance; DNA repair. The transcript is spliced from 6 exons.
AUGGUCGAAAACGAACGUCUUAAUUCUCACUGUUUUAACCAGCAUGUCCUACGUGUCGCACCUUUAAGUAACUUGGCUAAUGCAACAGAAAAGGGAAACGACGAUGCUUCAACCGUGGGAAAUCAUAUUAUUUUGCCCUCUUCAUUUACAGUUGUAUACACAAUAGAGUUUCAGAAAAGAGGACUGCCACAUUGUCAUGUAUGUCUGUUUUUGAAAAACGGUUCAAAGCUACCAACUCCAGAAGACAUAGACCGUGUAAUAUGUUCUGAAAUACCAGACAAGGAACUCGAACUAGAUUUGUAUCAAAUAGUUUGUGACAACAUGCUACAUGGACCUUGUGGAAUUGACCGUGAAUUCAUGCCAUGUAUGACAAAAGGAAAAUGUACUAAACGAUUUCCAAAAGAUUUCAAUGAACAUACCUAUAUCGAUGAGGACGGUUAUGCUGUUUACCGGAGACGCAAGGAUGGAAAUCAUGCACUUAAGAGUGGCAUCCCUUUAGACAACAGAUCCAUAGUUCCAUACAAUAAAGUCCUUAUGAGAAAAUUCCAAGCCCACAUGAAUCUGGAGAGGUGCAACCAGCUUGGAUCAAUAAAGUACCUUUUCAAGUACGUUAACAAAGGACCUGACCGGAUAAGGGCUGGCUUUUUUGAUCCAGAAAAGAAAAAAGAUAAAAACAAACAAGACAGCCACCAUGAUGAAAUAGGUGAAUUUUACAACUGUCGAUAUCUUUUUGCAUGUGAGGCUGCCUGGAGACUUUUUGGGUUUGAAAUUCAUUAUAGACAUCCAUCCGUUGAAGUAUUGUCAUUUCACCUUGAGAACGAACAGCCGGUUGUAUACCAACAAAAUCAACAGCUUAAAAAGAUUUCUAAGCGGAAAUGGACAAAAAGAAAUCAGCAGCCGGCCCUUGGUAGACUAAUUCAUGCAUCUCCAAAAUCUGGACAACUAUAUUACCUACGAAUUCUACUGAACAAAGUAAAGGGUCCUACAAGUUACGACGAUAUUAAGAGAGUUAAUGGUACCUUACAUGAGACUUUCAAAGAUGCGUGCUAUGCACUUGGACUAUUAGACGACGACAGAGAGUACAUUGCUUCGAUAAAAGAAACUUAUGAAUGGGCAACUGCAUCUUAUUGUAGGUCCCUCUUUGUCAUGUUAGUGACAUCAGAUACUUUGUGUAACCCUGAUCAUGUGUUCAAAGAAUCGUAUAAAUACCUUUCUGAUGAUGUGGUUCACGUUCGUCAACGAGAAAUGGGAGUUACAGGAUUGAAGCUUAACCCAAAAGCAAUUUUCAAUUUGACCUUGUCAUACAUUGAGACAUUGUUAUUAAGCUCAGGAAUGAGUUUGAAAGAUAUACCAAACAUGCCAAUGCCGGAUGACAGAUACAUAGCAGAGUCAUGUAAUAUGUUAAUCCAAGACGAGCUCAACUAUGAUCCACCUGCUAUUGAAGUUGAGCAUAGAGAUUUGUAUGCAAAUUUAAUAGAAGAACAACAAAAUAAGACGUUAGCAGCAGCUAUUAGAUCUAAAGGUGAGAUAGUCAUCAAUGUCGCUUCAAGUGGAAUUGCUGCACUGUUACUUUCUGGGGGCAGGACUGCCCAUUCAAGAUUUGCAAUCCCUAUUAACUUGAAUGAAGAUUCUUUUUGUUACAUUAAGCCAGAUAGCGACCUUUCUGAACUCUUGAAUAAGGCAAAACUUAUCAUCUGGGAUAAAGCUCCAAUGAUGCAUCGUCAUUGUUUUGAAGCAUUUGAUAGAACACUAAGAGACAUAAUCCGUUCACCAUACAAAUAUAGACCAUAUGGAGGAAAGACAGUUGUAUUUGGCGGCGACUUUAGACAAAUUCUUCCGGUGAUACCAAAAGGUAAUCGAACAGAUAUUGUCAAUGCUUCAAUGCAUUCAUCAAGAUUGUGGCGAGAAUGUACUGUUUUACGCCUGACAGUUAACAUGCGAUUACAGAUUGGUUGUCCAUCCGCCGAGAUAGCAGAGGCUAAACAAUUUGCAGAAUGGAUUCUUAAGAUAGGUGAAGGAAAACUCGGAGGCAACAACGAAGGUGAAGUUAUUGUUGAAUUCCCAGAAGAUGUUAUAAUUCCAUCUACAGGAGAUCAUAUUAAGGCAAUUACAUCAGCAAUUUAUCCAGAUUUCAAGAUCAUCUAA